AAAACCAAUCCAUUUCUACUUCCUGUGUGAAAGGUCGCAAAGAAGAUGGCGCCGUCCAGGACGAAACAUGCCAACCAGGCUUGUGUUAUUCCAGGUGGUUUUACAGUGCUUUCUCUACAGUUCAGUACUGACAGUGUUGCUCAGCACAAAAUAUGUGUAAAAGAGCACCGGGUGCGAGCAGAGAAAACCACACAAAGACCCCUCGACAGAACACUGUUUGUCCUUAACAUUCCCCCAUAUUGCUCUGAGGGUGUCAUAAAGGAGCUCUUCUCUCAGUUUGGUCCUGUUCAGUCAGUGGAGCUCAGGGAGAAGCCAGGGUCCUUUGAGCACUCAGGACCCAAGCUGGCUAAGUAUUUCACACCAGCACAAAAACAGGGGUUCAGAGUGGGUUACAUCGUGUUUCAGAAGGCCAUCAGUAUUACAGCAGUGAAGUCCCAUCCCCAUGAUGUCCCAUUGGUUGUUUCCACAGAGCAGCGACCUGUGUGGACAGGUCUACAGAAAUGGAUUCAUCAGUACAAGCAGUCAUUUGCUCAGCCAGACAAACUACAGGAGGCAGUUGACACCUUCAUGCAGGAUUARGAUAAGAGAAAAGAAGAGGAGGCAGAGCGACAAAAGGAGGAGGCUGAGGAGCAGCUGGAGGAUGAGGAGGGCUGGGUAAAAGUUACCAGGGGUAAAAGRGGGACCAAGACCCGCCCCCACAGUGAGGUAUCCAAUCAGAAAGCUCUGCAGAAGGAGAGCAGAAAGAGGAAGCGAAAGGAGCUCAUGAACUUCUACACCUGGCAGCACAGAAACACACAGAAAGAACACAUCGCUGAACUGAGGAAAAAGUUUGAAGAGGACAAACAGCGAAUUGCUUUGCUAAGAGCACAGAGGAAGUUCCGACCUUACUGAAUCAAGUUUCUUCUGAGAUUCUCCCCACCUUCCUGUUUUUUAAACCACCUAAUCACACCAUUGAUGACAAUAAAUAUCAAUUUACUCUGUA
Molecule: messenger RNA, 982 nt
Organism: Salvelinus sp. IW2-2015
Lineage: Eukaryota; Metazoa; Chordata; Actinopteri; Salmoniformes; Salmonidae
Gene: rrp7a
Product: ribosomal RNA processing 7 homolog A
Biological process (GO): ribosomal small subunit assembly; rRNA processing
Cellular component (GO): CURI complex; UTP-C complex
Molecular function (GO): RNA binding
Source: RefSeq, a predicted model, not a curated record